Molecule: messenger RNA, 568 nt
Organism: Symbiodinium pilosum
Lineage: Eukaryota; Dinophyceae; Suessiales; Symbiodiniaceae
Source: the annotation of a GenBank genome assembly
AUAAACCAUGUAUCGCGGACCGGUGAGCACAUAGCUUGUGACCGUGAAGUCAUUUGUCGUUGUAUCGUGGCUUGGUUCGGGUCACUGGAAAGGUUCGAGGACCAUGUGCGUGGCAAAGUCCGCGCGGUUUUGGUUCAGCAGUUGAUGCGGGAUGCCUUCUCCUACUGGCACUUGGCGCAGGUCGCCAGCCCAACCAUCUUUGCAUACCUUGACAUCCUGGCCAGCCGUGCAAGAGAGUACGGAUGGCAUUCUGGAUACGCAAUGCGCCCGCCGCUGCUGUUUAUUGCCAGGGAUUUCAUCGUUGUGCUACCCACUUUGAUGCUUGUCCUACUACAGCUCUCCUACAAGCUGCGGAAGGCUUGUGACACAGUGCUCAAGAGACUUCUAUUCUCCUUCCUACUUGUCUUCCUUGGAGUCAUUAUGUAUGCGGGAGCGCGAUUCUUUGUGACGCUCUGCAGGCAUUUCCUCGAGGAUGAGGCUCUUGCAAAUGUUGUCGUGCUUGCUGUGCUGUCACCGCUUUCCUUACUCAUGUGGUGGUGCAGUCCACGGGCAGAGAGUGAGUUGGAGU